AUGGCGCGCGGCUCCUCGCGCCCUGGUAGCCCACGAAUCCUGGACUCGCGGCUCCGCUUGUGCUGUGCUCUCGAAACCUUCCGCUUGCGGCGGCUGCAGCAGCGGCUCCCGUUUCGGCUGCGGUUCGGCUCCCGCUCGGGCUCCGCUCCGCACCGGAUCCCCGCAGCUCCCUCCGUCUGUCGGGGAGAAGCGGCAGCCUCCCUCCUUCCCUCCUGCGCCCGCCGCCAGCACCGGGGUAACCAUGGAGACGGGGCACACCCAGGCAGGGCCGCCUCCUUAAAGGGACAGGCCUCCCGCCGAGGGAUCCCCCUCCCCUCGGGACCUCGUGGGGGCCUGGGAGGCGGCGCCCUUCCUCCCUACCCGCGCCAAGCGGGCCGCCCGGGCCACCUCAAGCUGCCCCGCCCGCCCUUCGGAGAACGACGGGCAAGCGCCUGGUCCCGCUCGGGCUGA
Molecule: messenger RNA, 450 nt
Organism: Rangifer tarandus platyrhynchus (Svalbard reindeer)
Lineage: Eukaryota; Metazoa; Chordata; Mammalia; Artiodactyla; Cervidae
Source: the annotation of a GenBank genome assembly